GCGCACCACGCCUGGUACCCAUGCCCUGGAGGCUGCAUCCUCGGGUACCCUGGCGUACCUAGUGCUGAGGUCUCCGCGUACCGGGUCCCUACGAGGAACUGCCCCCUGCGUUCGAGGGCUGGCUCCGCAUUGCUAGAAGUCUUCCUAAACUGAUCGAGAAUGGGCAACUUAGAGAAGAAGUUGAGAAGCUGCCAACACUCAGCAUUGACGAGCUGAACGGGCACAGGUUGCAGCGCCUGGCACAUUUGGCUCUGGGGUACAUCACCAUGGCAUAUGUGUGGAACCGAGGAGAUGGUGAUAUUCGAAAGGUGCUGCCCAGGAAUAUUGCUGUUCCCUACUGCCAACUCUCAGACAAGCUGGGGCUGCCUCCGAUUCUGUCCUAUGCAGACUGCGUCCUGGCAAAUUGGAAGAAGAAGGACCCCAAUGGGCCCAUGACCUAUGAGAACAUGGACAUUCUGUUCUCCUUUCCUGGUGGAGACUGUGGCAAGGGCUUUUUCCUCGUCUCUCUAUUGGUGGAAAUCGCGGCUUCUUCUGCCAUCCAAGCAGUCCCCACUGUAUGCAGUGCAGUACAGCAUCAAGACCAGAAAGCACUGGAAAAGGCAUUUAGAGAUAUAGCUAAGAGUCUGGAUGACGCCAAGACAUAUUUCCAGAGGAUGCGCGAUUUUGUGGAUCCAAACCAGUUUUUCAAUGUUCUGCGCAUAUAUUUGUCUGGCUGGAAAAACAACCCCAAGCUGCCAGAGGGUCUGCUGUAUGAGGGGGUCUGGGACACCCCAAAAAUGUAUUCAGGGGGCAGCGCAGGCCAGAGCAGCAUCUUUCAGUGCCUCGACAUCCUUCUGGGAAUAAAGCAUAAAGAAGGAACUCCCGCAGAAUUCCUCCAGGAGAUGAGAGAGUACAUGCCUCCAGCCCACCACAACUUCCUUCGCUCCUUAGAGUCAGGUCCCUCAGUCCGUGACUUUGUCAAGUCAAGAGGCAAUGAAGAUGUGCAGAAAGCAUAUAAUGAAUGUGUGAACGGCCUGCUCUCUCUGAGAAGUUUCCACCUCGGUAUAGUAAAAACAUACAUUAUUGAUCCUUCGAAGAAGCAGCAUGGAGGUGGCUCCCAGUCAGAGGAACCCUCAGAAAACAGAGGGACUGGGGGUACUGACCUCAUGAGUUUUCUGAAGAGUGUGAAGGACGCAACCAAGGAAGUCCUUCUGAACAGCGCUUCAGUGUAGCAAGGUUGCAUUUGAUCAGUGCAUAGGGAUCUGCAUAUGCCCUGCCGUAGCUCAUUAGAUCAGCCCCAGUGAGGACGAGUACAGAAUGAUUUACCAGGAAGGCACUGUAGGGAUUUCAAAAUCAUCUCUACAUCUCCCUGGAGAAGAAUAGCAAAAGCGAAUUAUUUAAUAAUAUUUUUAAAUGAUCUAAGAAAUAUUACAAAUUAUAUUGUUGAUUGGGGGUGAA
This is a messenger RNA of Microtus ochrogaster (prairie vole), 1437 nucleotides long. RefSeq names its product indoleamine 2,3-dioxygenase 1 (gene Ido1). The record is from RefSeq and is a predicted model, not a curated record. Gene Ontology annotation, cellular component: cytoplasm. NCBI's taxonomy places the organism in Eukaryota, Metazoa, Chordata, Mammalia, Rodentia, Cricetidae. Gene Ontology annotation, biological process: 'de novo' NAD+ biosynthetic process from L-tryptophan. Gene Ontology annotation, molecular function: indoleamine 2,3-dioxygenase activity; heme binding; L-tryptophan 2,3-dioxygenase activity.